Symbiodinium sp. CCMP2592 is the source of this 1779-nucleotide messenger RNA. The record is from the annotation of a GenBank genome assembly. Lineage: Eukaryota; Dinophyceae; Suessiales; Symbiodiniaceae.
AUGACUGGUCGUGCUGGCAAUCCUUACCUGGAUUUUAUGCUGCAGAACCCUGUCUUAUUUCCAUGGGGCAGUGACGAAGAACGGGAGGAGGAUGUAGCCUUGCGUCGCAGCCGAAGCCCACGCAAAGAGUUCAGCGGGUCAAGGGAUGGGCUAGUGGUGCAGGAGGACACUGGUAAUCUUAUUUCGUGGAAACUGCCAAGUCCUACAUUGCUGGCGGGUCGAAUCCUUGAGCAUUGCCAAGCUGUGAUACACCGAGUGCGCUUAGAGAGUGGAGGCCUUGAGCUGGCUAUCUACAAGAUUGGUAUCACACACGAGUGUUAUGCACGCUUCGAUUUGUACAAAGCUAAAGGAUGGGACCAAAUGGUCAUAAUGCACGAAAGUCCUGAUUUGGGCUCCGUGGAGAUGCUGGAAGCCACGGCGAAGCACGUCGUGAGCAUUGCGAAGACCUUCGUCGUUGAGGACUCUUCAAAGGCUCUGCAAUCGAUGGCUCGCUGCUGCAAGAACGAUGCAGAGAAGGCUCUUCAGAAGGUUUUACGGCAGUUUGACUUGACAUUGGAUGUUCCGAUUACGCAGAUGACUUGUGCUUCGGGAGUCGAUGUACCGGUGCUGCUGCCGCAAGACUUUAUCAGAACCCUGUCUGACAAAGGGUUUUUGCAUAAGCUCCUUGGUGGGCCUGUUCGGAACAGUGGACCCCGCCUUCAGGAGUUCUGGGAGCGCUACCGGCUGUCAGAGCCGGAUCACGACAUAUGGCUUCAUUCCCACAUCCAGGAAGAUACUUUGGUUCCUCUUUUGGUUCACGGAGACGGCGGGCGCACCUACCGUAAGGACGAACUUAUGGUUUUACAAUUCCAACCGUCGAAGCCACUCACAGGAUGCUGUUUUCUUUGCAUGGCCGGCACCGCCGACUUCCCAUUUGAGGAGUUCACAGAUUCUCCAAAGUGGAUUCAGACUGCUGGCUCAAAGAAUCCCUAUCCAUGGGAGGUGCUGCCGCCUCUGCUCCAGAGCACGCCUCACAAUCGCUCCAAUCCAGCUGCACUUUUCCGAUUGGACGUGCUACAUGUGUACCAUCUUGGGAUGGGCAGGGACUUCGUGGCAAGUUCGCUCGUCAUUUUGCUUGAUGUGUACGAAGGAAGUUCGGUUCCGGAAUGCCUGGAUCUGAUGACUGCAGACCUCAGGAGAUUUCUUGCGCAGACGCGGCGACAACUACACUUCAAGGUUAUCACUCGCGAUUUAUUGGGCUUCCAGAAAGAGUCGGUCUUUCCGGUCGGACAUUGGAGCAAAGCGAGUGACACGCCCAUUUUGAUGGAAUUCCUCCUUUGGCUUCUUGAGCAGCACCGAAGCAAAAUGGAAGGGGACCAGCUCCUCAGGGUUAUCUAUGGGGCCGCAGAUGCCAUGGGCGUUUUCAUGCGUGGGGUGCUUCAAGCUGGGUUAUGGCUCACCACUACAGAAGCGACCGCUGCUUAUGAGGCUGGAAUGCAUUUUUUGCGGUCGUAUGGGAAAUGUGCGAGCCUGGCUUUCCGCCGCCAUCUUACCAGGUACAACCUCACGCCGAAAUUGCACUGCUGGCACCACAUCUGCUUGGAUUUGAAAAGAAGCCUGGAUCGAGGUCUGCAAUAUCAUCUAUCACCGUUGGCAGACGCCAACUUUGCGGACGAGGACUUCGUGGGCCGCGUGUCGCGCUUGUCGCGACGCGUGAGCCCACGCUUGCAGGGACUGCGCACGAUCGGACGUUACCUUGCUGCUACACGUUCGCAGCUCACUGCCGGGCAAGGGGACUAA